Osmia lignaria (orchard mason bee) is the source of this 6659-nucleotide messenger RNA. The record is from RefSeq and is a predicted model, not a curated record. NCBI's taxonomy places the organism in Eukaryota, Metazoa, Arthropoda, Insecta, Hymenoptera, Megachilidae.
ACAUUAAAGUCUCAUUAAAUAUGCAUUAAACAAUUUAAAAAAAAUAAUGGAUCUUGUUUACACAUUUGUUUUAAGUAAGGUUGCUUAUAAAACUGAAACAACCACGUGGAUUUACGUAAUUGUCUUAUCUAUUGUAUUUACAAUGUAUAUAUGCGUCUAUAUAACCUUUGAGUAAGGGUUAAAGAUUAUAUUUGGGUUGCUCAUAUCUGUUUUCCUAUUUACAAUUGAAAUGAGUUGAAUAAGUAUUAAAUAAGACCAGAAGCAAAUGCGUCGCAAACUGCGCUAACAUAUGUAAUAGUAACAUGUAUCGGAUAACAAGGGUAAAGACGCCGAUUUUACAAUGUCGCGUAAUAGUUUUAUGUAUACAUAAUUUGCACACCUCUAAAACCUUGCAGAAUAGAUUUGAUAAGAUCUUAAUUGCAAAUAGAGGAGAGAUUGUAUGCCGUGUUGUAAGAACUGCCAAAAGAUUAGGAAUAAAAACUGUAGGCAUAUACAGUGAAGCAGAUAGAAAUUCUAUGCACGUAGAUCAAGUGCAUGAAGCCUACUGUGUUGGUCCUGCACCUUCCCAUCAAAGUUAUUUGAGGCAGGAUAAAAUAAUAUCUAUCGCUAAGAAAUCAAAGUGUCAGGCAAUACAUCCUGGUUAUGGGUUCCUUUCAGAAAAUGCAGAGUUUGCAGAGCUCUGUCAAAAAGAGAAUAUAAUAUUUAUUGGCCCUCCAUCAGAUGCAAUUAAAAGCAUGGGUAUUAAAAGUACUUCAAAGACAAUAAUGCUUGAAGCUGGGGUUCCUGUUGUAGCAGGAUACCACGGAAAGAAUCAGUCUGAUGAGGCUUUAUUACAGCAAGCAAGGAAGAUAGGUUUUCCUCUGAUGAUUAAGGCUGUAUGCGGCGGAGGAGGAAAGGGAAUGAGAAUCGUUUUAAAGGAAUCGGAUUUUUCUGAAGCGUUAGAAUCAGCGAGAACUGAAUCUGAGAAAGCAUUCGGUGACUCGACGGUGUUACUCGAACAAUAUAUCAACGAACCAAGACAUAUCGAGGUACAAGUAUUUGCAGAUAAACACGGAAAUGUCGUUCAUAUGUUUGAAAGAGAUUGUUCCGUUCAAAGAAGACAUCAAAAGAUCAUCGAGGAAGCGCCAGCACCCGGAAUUUCAGCAGAUUUAAGGGCGAAAUUAGGUGAAACAGCAGUUCGAGCAGCAAAAGCUGUAAACUACGUUGGCGCUGGUACCGUUGAGUUUAUAAUGGAUCGUAAGCGAAACACUUUCCAUUUCAUGGAAAUGAAUACUCGUCUUCAAGUGGAACAUCCAAUUACGGAGGCAAUUACAGGAUUGGACUUGGUAGAAUGGCAAUUGAAAGUAGCAGCCGGAGAAGAACUUCCGUUAAAUCAGGAAGAAAUUAAUUUUCAUGGGCAUGCUUUUGAAGCUAGAAUAUACGCAGAGAAUCCAAGGAAGGGUUUUCUACCAGGAGCUGGAAGUAUAGCAUACAUGAGACUUCCAGAAGCCACAGAUAAAACGAUCAGAAUUGAACGUGGAGUUCGCGAAAAGGAUGAAGUAUCCGUGCAUUAUGACCCGAUGAUCGCAAAACUGGUUGUCUGGGGAAGAGAUAGAGAAGAAGCAUUGGCGACGCUUAGAUUAAAACUAAGCGAUUAUAAUAUAGCCGGACUCGAUACCAAUAUAGAGUUUAUUAAGGACUUGUGCUCGCAUCCUAGCUUUCGUGAAGGACAUGUACACACUGGGUUCAUAGAAGAACAUCGUGAAGAACUAUUUCCAAAACUACAAGUGCCAAGUGAAAUUGUCGCACAAGCUACCCUUGCCUCCAUACUUUACGAAGACACAGACUCUCUACGAUCGGCUCUUAAAACUGUUGAUCCCUUCAGCCCCUUCGCAACAGAAACUGGACUGAGGUUAAAUCAUAAUUCAUCCCGUACAUUUCAUUUCAACGUUUAUGGUGAUGAUAUCGAUGUUGAAGUAAAAUACGUUGAACCUGAAAUCUAUUCUAUGAGAAUCAACAGAAUUGGCCGUUGGAGAACAGUAACUGGUGUCUUAAAGAAAAAAGAAAAUUCGUUAGAAUUAUCUACUGAAAUCGACGAAAUGAUCUGGAAAGCAAGAAUAAUUAAGAUCCGCAACAAGUUACACCUAUUCACCAAAGAUCGCGAAUGGCAAUUCAGUACACCUCCCAUGAAAUUUCUUUCUGAUGUUACGUGUACUGCACUCGAAGCAGAUCCAUGCAAUGCUUUGAGUCCGAUACCGGGUUUUAUAGAGAAAUUAUUCGUUGCAAAAGGAGACACUGUUGAAAGAGGCGAAGCUUUGCUCGUCAUUACUGCAAUGAAAAUGGAAUACAUCGUUAGAGCAUCCACCGAUGGAAUUGUCGAGAAUAUAUCAUGUUCAGUAGGUGAUAAUGUCCCUAAGAAUAAGGUUCUCGUUAAACUGACUGAAUCUCAAGAAAAUACGACUACGACUCUUCUACACGUUGCCAAAAUGAUGUACACGGGGACUACCGCGUCGCAGGAUACGAGGUUCAGCGACAAGGAGAAAAAGCUUCUGAAACAAAUGAAGUUUGGAGAUUCUCUCACUCAGAAAGUGGAUAUGAGCAAAGUUAAACUUGAUGUUAUCAAGCCAUGGAUCACUACAAAAAUCACACAGAUUUUAGGAAUGGAGGAUGAUGUAGUGGUAGAAUUUGUAUAUAAUCAACUGGAGGAAAAGUUUCCCGACCCCCGAAAAAUGCAGAUCAACCUAACAGGCUUCCUGAAUGGAAGGAAUGCCCGAUCUUUCAUGGGUGAAUUAUGGGACCUUCUGGUCUCUGCUCAGGAAAGUGUAACGGGCAUUCCAGAGGCUUUCUUGCAACAAAAAAAAGAUCAGAUUAAAAAGCGUUUGGAGGAGCAAGAGAAGCUCCAAGCUUCUUUGGCAGAGAAAGAGAAAGAAAAGGAAAGGGAAAAGGAGAAAGAUGAAGCCGAAAGCAAGAUAAAGAAAGAAGAAAAGGAACGUGGUUCGUCAAAGGAGCGUAGAAGAGAUCGAAGCAGAGAUCGUGAUAGGGACAGAAGUAAGAGGAGUCGAUCAAGAGAUCGACACAGAGACCGCGACAGAUCGAGUCGUAAACGACGAUCAUCUUCAAGAUCACCUAGCAAAAAUUCAUUGAAGGACAACGGUAAAGACAUGCCGGAAGUUAAAGUUGAACGGGAGGAUUCACCUCAACCUGAAAACGCUAUACCGCUGAUGCCCGUUAAGACGAAACCGGAAGCCGCUGUUGCAAUAUCCCGAUUGCAAGCCAAACUAAUGAGCAUUGCCGAUGGAAAGAAGAAGAACAAUCGUACUCCAUCCCCCGAGUCACUUGACAAAGCGAAGAAAUCUAGAUCCAGAUCAAAGUCGCCUGUAAGCCGUUCCAAAAAAUCUAGAUCCAAAUCACCGAGCCGAGAUUCAAAAACACGCCGUUCUCGAUCGCCUGCGUCGAAAUCGAGACGGUCUCGUUCCAAGUCAAGAUCAAGAAGAUCCAGGUCUAGAUCCAAGUCAAGGAGAUCGAAAUCCAGAUCGCAGGAUCGUUCUAAAUCGAGACGUACGAAAUCCAAGUCACCGAGAUCCCAUUCAAGAUCUCGAUCCCGAUCGAAAAAAUCAAGAUCCAAAAGCAUCGACAGGAGCAAGGCCCGGAAAUCGAGGUCAGAUUCGAGCGAUUCCAGGUCGUCCAAGUCUCGCUCGAAAUCACCCGAUAAGAGAAAGGACGCUCUCGAUUCAAAUAGGAAACGAGAUGCUAGUACAAGCAGCAGUUCCGAGUCAGAAGAAGACAAAGGAGCGAAAGACAAGAAUGAUUUCGAAAUUAGAAAGAAGAAAGAUGGAGUGCAGGCUAAAAGAUCGUAUAGAAAAACUAACAAGGAUGAUAGCGGUAGCGACAGUGAUUCGAGCCGGGAAAGGAAAUCUGUCCCCAAACGAAGAAGCCCCUCGCCGCGUAAAGACAGAGGUCGAUCAAAAGAUAGAGACAGAUCGCGAGAUAGAUCACGGGAUAGAUCGCGAGAUAGGUCACGCGAUCGAUCUCGAGAUAGGAACAGGAGGAGAUCCAUAGAUAGAGAACGAGAAAGAAGACGGGAGCGGGAACGAGAAAGGGAAAGGGAAAGGCUGGAUAGAUAUAGCGGUAGCCGCAGCAUGCGGCCACCAUCAGUGCGCAGAGCACCUAGUAGGCGAAGAAGCCCUCCUCGCAGAAGUCCGGCAAGAUAUCGGCGCAGAUCUCCUAGUCCCGGUGAGAGACGCAGAAGAAGAUCCCUCGAUCGAAGACGACGAUCGUCGGAGCGACGAGACAGGCGUCGAUCUCCGGAUCGUCGCGACAGCAGGCGUCGUUCACCAGAUGGACGGGAUCGAUCCCUCAGGUACGAUAGAUCUUCCUCUCGCGACAGAUCGAGUAGGCGAGACCGUUCCAGAGACAGGGACAGAAGGGAUAGAGAUCGGAGAUCUAGAUCUAAAGAUCGUAGAUCGAGGUCUAAAGAUCAACGGGCAUCGGUGGAUCGUUCGAGGGAUGCGAAACGAUCUCCCGAUCGGUCGAGAGAUCCGAAGGAGAAGAUAAAGGAGAAGAAAGUGGAUGAAAAAGUUAAAAGAACAACCGAUACAGGAUCGCGAAAAGAAUUACGAAAUGGAAGGUCUAAGUCAAGUAGCUCGGAAAGUAGCGAAAGUAGUUCCUCUAGCAAUGAGGAUGAAGCGAUCAGAAAAUCGCUCGAACGGAAAUCGUCUCAGGAAAAACGUGAACGCGAAAGGGAACGGGAACACGUGGAUGAGAAACGUAAAGAAAAAGAAAAACCUAAGGAAGAGCCCGUCAAACGACCCGAGAAGGAAGUGAAGAAGGUUGAACCUCCGACUAUCAAGAAACCGGAUCCAAGUGUUUCCCCUAAAAAGCUUCAACCUACCACACUUCCUGUAACUAGGCAUAGAUUUUCUAAGAGUCUGUCCAGAACGCCCUCGCCGUUUAAAAAGACUGAAGACAUCAUAGCUGCAGUUAAAGUUAAACAACCUUUGAAGGAGGAUAAUAAGGAAGAAUCGCCGAAAGAAGAAUCCAACUUCUCGUCGGGAGACAAUUUCCCAUUAAAGAAAGAUGACAAGUCGAUUAAAUCAAUCAAAACGACGUCGGAAGAAAAGAAGUCAGGUCAAAAAUCGUCGGAACCAGUGAUUUUGAAGAAACCAGUGGAAGUGAUCAAAAAAUCAAAAAGGGAGAAACGUGAUGGUUCUUCGGAUUCGAAUGACAGUGAAAGCGAAGGAAAGAAAAAAUCGAGGAAAAUAGACAAGUCCAGAAAAUCCAGGAAGGCUUCUACGGAUGAUGAAAAAUCGGACAAAGGUGGCUCCAGCUCGGAUUCCGAAGACGAGAGGAAGCAUGUAGAAAAAAGUAAAAAGAUCAGAGACUCGAACCGAGGAGAUUCGUUGGACGAACGUUCCAAGGAUAGGAAGGAUAACAGGAAGAGAGACACCAGUGAAAAUGAAUCUCGUAAACGACCGAAAAAAGACUUAGAAGAAGAAACUAAGAAAUCUAAGAGAUCUAGAAAAGAUUCUUCUUCGGGAGAUGAAGACCCAAAAACAAAAAGAAACAAAGCUGAAGAUGAUCGAUCUAGGUUAAGGAAGUCUAAAAAAGAUUCAAGCUCAGAUGACGAACCGAAAAAGACAAGAAAACGAAAAGAUAGUUCUUCGGAGGAUGAAAAAUCUAGAACGAGGAAAUCUAGGAAAGAUUCAACGAGCGAAGAUGAAGCAAAAAUAAGAGUGAAGAAGUCGAAACGAGACUCGAGUACGGAAGACGAAGAGAUAGGAGAAAAGGAUGCAAAGAAGAAGAGGAAAGUAGAUGACAGUUCAGAUGAAGAGAAAGUGAAGAAAAAACGUAAAAAGAAGACUAAAACUAGUACGAGUGAAUCAGAGGAAAGCGAAGUAGAAGAAAAGAAGAAGAAAAAAGAUAAGAAGCACAAGAAACACAAAAAACAUAAGAAGCAUAGGAAGCACAAAAAGAAGAAGGUUGCUGACUCUGACGAAUCUGAUGUGAGUGAAGGUAACACUGAAGAACUGGAAAAAAAGCUUCGUGAGAAAGCAUUGAAAUCGAUGAAAAAAGGACACAGUAUAGAAAGAAGUGACUGAGACUUUGUGUGAUCUAUUAACAAGGGUGUGUAAUAUGUGUGUAUUUCUGUAUUACGAUGCACUUGCUUUAAUUGUAUUCACGGAUGUUUCUGUUUAUUAUAUCUACAGUAGGAUUUUACCGUAUCAUAUUUUCUUGAGUAAAAGAAGUCUGGUAUUAAAUGAAUUCGUCCUCGAGCGAUAAAACCCUAAUUUUUAUAAAUCUUAAACGUAAGUUUAAGAUUACAGAGUUAAAUACAAUAGUUAUUUCCUUGACUUAGUAAACAAAACUAGCGUAUGUUAUACCCGUAGUAACAGUAAUUUCUUGUGCCACUUUAAUGUACGAUUUUUACAUUUUUCAAAGUAUCGGCACAACCGAACAAAGAUAUAUCCUUUUUAGUUAAUAAGUUCAUGAUUUAAUGUUUAUUUGAUAGGACAAUAAGUUUAAUUUGUAAAUCUAAUUUGUAUAAAAAUAAUUUUUCAUCAAAUUAUCUAUAUUAAGCUAACAGAAUAAAUUGCGUUUUGAUGAAAAAUAUUACGUACCUUGUACGGACUUAACACGCCCUCUUGUUGCGAUAUUUAUACACAUAAAUUGUAUAACAAAAA